ACAAGGAAGUGUCAAAUUCUGGUCCUGCUUUUAUUAGCAUUAAGCAAAUUAUAUCGUUAGAGAUCAAUUUAUUUUGUUGUUGCUGUUGGUUUUUGUUGGUGGUGGUGAUAUUGUUUUGUUGUUGUUGUUGUUGUUGGUGGUGGUGGUGAUAUUGUUUUGUUGUUGUUGUUUUAAACUAAGAUGCCUCUCUAUGUUACUCUCCCACCUAAUCUUUGCAAAGAGUUAAAGCAUGAUGGUAGAUCUGUAUACUACAGCGAUUACUGUGCAAGACAUACGAUGAGGAAACCAUCCCCCGAAAGAAAACCGUACACGUCAAUGAUAACACAGAACUCUGUCAACAACCUCAUCGGGACCGAUCACUACAGUACCCUACCACUGGGAUAUUCGCAUCAAGAUUACGACCAAACACUAGAUCGAAUCUACAAAAACUCCACAACAGGAAAUAAUGUGAAAGAAGACAAAGACGAUUCCACAAAAAACUUAGAUGAUAUACUGUUAAAUAAAGCUCCAAAGGUUUUCAACGAUAUAGAAACUGCAUGGGCAGAAGAAGUGGAUGCAACAAAACGGGAUAGAGGUUUAAUUUAUGGUGCUGCAGGUAAAGGAAUGGACACUCAGAGUAAAAAGUUUGGUGAUACAGCAAGUAAGCUGCAUCCUGGAUUUGACAGAUGGUUGAAUACUGCUAAUGAAUACGAGAAAGAAGUGGUCCACAAAUUUAUGUCAACCGUCUCUGAAGAUCCUAAACAUCAAGUAGAAUCCAGGCAGGCUUCAGCCAGACCGAAGACAUGUGAGAGUCUACCAAGCACAGCACCUGGCAGUCCAGUCGAAAUGAAGACUUCUACAUCAAAGAAAGUCCGAAUCCAUUCCCCUCCCAAAUCUGCCCCUCCCUUGCUGUCUGGCCGUUCAACACGUAGUCCUAAAACUAUUCAUUAUCCUCCACCGGGCUCAGCUAGCAAACUAAAGUCAUAUAACUACUCUCCACCGUGCUCAGCCAGCAAACGAAGAGAUACGUGGCUUCCAUUGACAAGAGCGUCUUCUGAUCAAGGUUCUGUUUUAUCGUCUUCAAGCUCCACAAGAUCAUUCGCAGAAAUACCAGGAUACAAGAAUGUUUCGACACAGUUACCUCACCCAUACAAGGAGAAACCAAGCUCGCCGCUGUACAAUCCAACACAUAGAAGAUCAAUUUCGUCACCAGCCUCCAGUUUUAAACACAGUUGCCAAAACUGUGAAGCAUGCAAGAAGAAAUUGACGAAGAGAAUGUUAAAAGAGUUGUCUUUGGAGAAUCCAAAAUCAUGUAAUGAAAUAAAGAAAGAAAGGUCCCGUUACCCUAAAACCAUUUCAACCUAUCUGUACCAGCCAGUUGAAGAUUAUGCACAUCCUGGGACUUCUUUUCACACAGUGAACAAGCUUAAAAGGGGUUACUUUAUCAUCCAUCCUGACUUUGUAUCAGAACAUCCAGCUAACCUGGCCAUGAAAAGAAUUGUAAACAAGAAGUAUUUCGGAGAAUCAAAACCAGCUGCAGUGUACUGAAGAAACAAACAACAUUAUUUUAUUGAGAAAAAUUUCGGCAGGAAGAAAUUUCGUGAUCAAUUGUACAUGCGUUUUUUUAUUAUUUAUUCGGGGUUGAAUAUUGUGAAAUGGCGCGGAAUUUUUUCCCGCUAAAAUGUACUCCGAGCAAAAGCACAUGCGCAGUGAAAUUGCUGCUAACUUAUUAACACAAAGACAAAGACAAAUUGUAAAAUAACAAAUUAUGUGUAAUUAUAAUUGAUGGAAAAAUAUGAUUGAUUCUAAUU
Molecule: messenger RNA, 1790 nt
Organism: Hydractinia symbiolongicarpus
Lineage: Eukaryota; Metazoa; Cnidaria; Hydrozoa; Anthoathecata; Hydractiniidae
Exons: 9
Coding region: 181-1527 (448 amino acids)
Source: RefSeq, a predicted model, not a curated record